Chelmon rostratus (copperband butterflyfish) is the source of this 1016-nucleotide messenger RNA. RefSeq names its product transmembrane protein 91 (gene tmem91). The record is from RefSeq and is a predicted model, not a curated record. Gene Ontology annotation, cellular component: membrane; intracellular membrane-bounded organelle. The transcript is spliced from 3 exons. NCBI's taxonomy places the organism in Eukaryota, Metazoa, Chordata, Actinopteri, Chaetodontiformes, Chaetodontidae. The coding region runs from base 212 to 949 and encodes 245 amino acids.
UGUGUUGUUGGCCUCUGGACCGAGGCCUGUAAUAAGAGAAAAUUAAAGAAUAGGAUUAAAGAUGGAUUAUCACUGAAACAGCCAGCAAAGCAGCUGCCUUUCCAUAAACCCAUCGGACACUCUUCAGGGUGACGCUCUGCAGACCGAUUUGUAGAUUACAUUUGGUUGUUGAUGCAGUGUCCUAUCGUGUGGUUGGUAUUAGAAGAGAGGGAUGGCGAAUAUAGAUGAGCUAGAGCACCCUCUUCUGGGAGAAAGCCCCAAUAACAGCCGGGCAUCAGGGCAAGGACUGGGGCCCGGGACUGGGCAGGCCUCUGGUGGGUUGUUCAAGGGCAUCUUGGUUAAGUGUGAGGAGGACAGGGCCUACCCUCCUUUAGCGUGGAGGAGCUAUUGUGGACAUCCUCCUGAGCUUCCACAGCAGCAGCUACUGGACCCUUGCUCCUUACCUCGCACGCUGGAGUCCUUUUACCCACCGGCUCCCAUCUGGGGCCACGGGGACUCCCUGCUAAGCAAAGACUACCUGGAGACCACCUUUGUGGACAUUCGGCCCGGCUCCACGCUGGAGAGGAAGCUGCUGGCCGAGACGCAGGACUUCAACAGCGUGUCCUACAGCAUGGACGACGAGGAUGACCUGCUUCCUGACUCUGAUGACUCAUCCAUUGAUGACUUCAGCGAUACAGACAGCGAGAGCAACUUCCCUCUGAUGAUCCCUCAGGACUACCUGGGUCUGGCCUUUUUCUCCAUGCUCUGCUGCUUCUGGCCCCUGGGCAUCGCUGCCUUCUACCUCUCACAGAAGACCAACAAGGCAUCGGCUCAGGGGGAUUUUCAGGGGGCCAACGCAGCAUCACGCCAGGCUCUGUGGCUCUCAGUGCUCUCCAUUGUGUUUGGAAUCAUAACGUAUAUCUGUGCCAUCGCCGCGUUGAUCUCCUACCUGUCCGGAAAACCACCAUAAAAGCAACUCAAGGACACGCACAAAAAAAGCAGACUCCUCAUGCAUUUCAUCAAUAUCAACACAUGCC